GAAAAGCGCAGAAGGGGGAAAAAAGGAGAUGAAAACAGUUAGGAAAAGGGAAAAAAAGAGGAACAGCGGUUCAACUUACUUCUUUAUUUUAUUACCUUGAUGGGAAAUGUUUAUCUUUGCUCUUGUGCCGCAAGUAUUUUCGUUAUGCCGUAAGAGCUGAAGAUUUAAAAAAAGAAGGAUCUUUUUUUUUUCAGGAAUCCUGCCUCCAAACUGCUGUCACGAUUGAAGGAGGUAACGCUGAGCAGGGGGCUCAUCUGAUCAAGGAGGGAUUCAAUCAAGAUUAGAACAGACAGGCUUUAAGUUUUUUUUAUUAUUAUUUUCCAAUCAGCAUUAAGGUUGCUUUCCCCCCCCCUACUGCAUCGGAUUCCUCUGGACAGGAUGUCAUUUGCAUUCAGGAGGAGCUCCUCCGGCUGACUGAGGGACACAGACGCACAGACGGACGAUGGGAGAUGCGCCAGAGGACAGAGGGAUGAGACGCACAUUUAUCGUUCCUGCCAUCAAGAGCUUCGAUCACUACGACUUCACCAGGGCCAAGAUCUCCUGCAGCCUGACGUGGCUGGUGGCCAAGGCUUUCGGCUCGGAUGCUGUUCCAGAGGAGCUGGUUGAGCCUUUCUACAAGGACCAAUACAAUCAGGAACACCUGAAGCCUCCGGUCGCCUGCCUGCUUCAGUCUGCAGAGCUGUACUGCCGUGCAGGAAGCCUUAUCCUCCGCAGCGAUGCUGUCAAACCUUUACUGGGACACAAUGCCGUCAUCCAAGCCCUGGCCCAGAAGGGGCUGUAUGUCACUGACCAGGACAGACUGGUCACUGAGAGAGACCUGACCAGCACGCCCAUACACAUGACCUCCCAUCUGGCGCUCAUUGAUACCUUAAUGAUGGCCUACACCGUGGAGAUGGUGAGCGUGGAGAGGGUGAUGUCCUGCAUCAACAAGUACUCGUCUGCCGAACGGUUUCACGGCGAUGGACUGGUCCAGGGGCUGCCGUACGAUACGGAGGAUGCAAUCACAACCUGGAUCAACAAGGUGAACGAACAUCUGAGGGACGUCCUCAUUGAGGAGCAGAAGUUUAGAGAAGCUUCCCUUCAAGAGACAAACGCCACAACGCAUAAGUCUUCUAGCAAAUGGUACUGGAGAUUAGUACCUGCCCGGUACAGAAGAGAGCAUGCCCAGAAGAAUAUUCCGUCUCUCCCCCUGGUGGAGAACUUGUUAAAGGAUAACACAGACGGCUGUGCCCUCGCCGCCCUGCUGCACUUCUACUGCCCACAGGCCGUCCGUCUGGAAGACAUUUGCCUUAAGGAGACCAUGUCUCUGGCGGACAGUCUGUACAACCUCCAGCUGGUGCAGGAGUUCUGCAGGAACAACCUCAAUCACUGCUGCCACUUUACCCUGGAGGACAUGCUCUACACCCAUGCAUCCAUAAAGAGUAACUAUCUGGUGUUCAUGGCUGAGCUUUUCUGGUGGUUCGAGGUUGUGAAACCUUCAUUUGUUCAGCCCAGAGUCUUCGACCCAAACGCCUGUGAGCCUGUAUCAUUCUGCAGAGAGAUGCCUCCUGUGUCCAGUCCUGUCAAACAGAACUAUGCAGACAGACCUUCAAGUCCAGAGAACCACAUCACUGAAGGCCUAAUAAAGAGAUCUACCUCCAUGUCCUACGUUGAUGGUUGUGGUGGGACGUGGCCCAAAGAAAAACACUCCUCCUCUCGGGGAAUCUCCUUUGAGAUCCCCCUGGAUGGAGAACCAACAUUGCCACCAAAUGAGGCUUCUUCUCCCCGCUCUAUGACCCGCUCAGCAAGUAGUGACGGCCUGGGGUUCAAAGUUCAUUAUGCAUCUCGAGGAGGCAUGAAACGCCACCUCUCCCUGACACCGGCAGACGUUAACGGACAGGGCAGACAGAUCCCAGAAGAGGAGGACGACUUGGCUUCUCACAAACCCUUGGGACGAAAAAACACUUUCUCUAUCAAGAACCAAAGCAGGUACCCCAACGGAGUCCUACCAGACAACAGCAGCCCCAGUAGCUGCCAAGGGAAUCACUCCGACCACAUCAGCCCAUCAACUCCUCCAAGCAUUGAAGAAGCCCUCAAGAUCAUCCACGAUACAGAAAGGCCCCACGCCAGCCUGGGUGUUGGAGACGGAGACAAUGGCUUCUUUCUGCAUGGGGCCGAGCCUUCGUACCCUCCGGGGGCUCAUGCUCCUGGGGAGGACCUGGAUUCAGCGAAGGCUCGGGCAAAUGACCGAGACCCCAACUCUGCAUCGACGGAUGAAGUUGACACGGGCAUCCAUGUGCGAACAGAAGACAUCCAGAGUUUGGAUGAGGACUCCUCGUCUCUGAGAGACUAUUCAGAUAUUGACCCGGACUGUGAGGCUAUGGCGAGGUCGUGUCCAUUGCCUGGCAAGCAUGAGAGGAACACGGAAGGAGGACACAAGAAAGGAAGGGAAGCCAUCUCUGAAGGGGAAGGGGGACAUGGAGGUGACAGGGGCAGCCCAUGUCCCAGUUCUGCACCCAUGCUCACCAGGUCUUAUACUUGCAGUCCUGCCUCCUCAUCCGGUGGUUCCGGUGGGGGUCUGGUGCGAAUGACCAGCUUUGCAGAGCUGAAGUUCAGGAAGUUAGAAGGCAGGAGCAGCGGAGGAACCACGACUCCAGACAGCUCUGAUCUCAAUGUGCCCUACAUUCGCUCAGCCGGAACUACGUCCUCUCAGUUCUCUACACCUCCCCUGCCGAUCACUUCACCUUCGCCAGCUACGCCUUCACCCAGAGACCCCUCCCACUUCAUAGCCUCAGAGAUGAUUCAGCUUAGAAUGAAGCUGGAAGAGAAAAGGAGAGCUAUUGAAGCCCAAAAGAAGAAGGUAGAAGCAGCUUUUACCCGGCACCGGCAGAAAAUGGGCAGAACAGCCUUCCUGAAUGUUGUGAAAAGGAAAGGAGUGACAGCCCCACUCAGCCCAAACUCAGGAGGGGCAGAAAAACCCUUACCUGAGCCAAUCAAUUUAAAGGAGGGUAACGUGGAGCAGGUGGAACGGUGCAAGCCUGACGGAGCAGCUCCGAAAUCUCCCUGUGAAGACGGCGGGGGCAUGACCCCUGGAGAGGUUGACCUUGCAGAAUACACACGUUCCAUUGAAAGGCUGAACACGUCGCUGGGCUUCCUGCAGACAGAGAUGCAGCGUUUGGCCCAGCAGCAGGAGAAGAUCAUGGCCAUGAGAGACCAGCAGCAACAGGCGUGGGUGAUCCCGCCUCCUGCCCCCUCUCCACACAGGCAGCUCCGCGAGCUGCGCAGCAGCAGUGUGACAGGCAGAGGAUCGGGCCGAGGGUCGGUAGGAUCCUUGUCACCGAUUCUGUCCUCUUCUGGGUCUCCACGUCCAACCAACCGUUCACCUGCAGGCAUCAAACGACGGCCUGCCUCAUUUCAUGCCAGAACGCCUCGGACUCCCCGUCCAAACGAUCUGAAGGUCAGCCCCAUCAGCAGAAUGCUCAACACUCCCACCUCGGUGGACAGUCUGCCCAGACUGAGACGCUUUAACUCCAGCCAAACCCAGCAGAGCUCUUUCGCCUACCUUGGGCGGGAUGAAGAGGCCAGGGAAAAACACGACCCAGACACCAAAGACAACAAAGAGGACCCUAAACAAACAGAGGAGACCGUAGAGAAGAGGAAGGAUGAAGAAGCCAAAGAAAAGAUCAAAAAACAAAUAAAAGAAAGGACAGAGUUUAAGGAAGACUCAAAGAUGUCUGAGGUUUUGCACCAGCCGGUUUCAGAGAUCAAAGUUGAAGAUGUUAGCCAGACUCAAAAUGACCACCAAGAAAGGAAGGACCUGGUGGAGGUGCCGCUCUCUCGGCUAAAGCCAGCCGGCAUCCAGGGUCAGGAGAGCACAGAGGAUGGAGAACAAGGAGGAGAAAUAUUUGGAGAUGACCAAAAGAUGUGCUGUGGGUUCUUCUUUAAGGAUGAUGUGAAAGGAGAAGAGGACAUGGCAGCAAAGAAAGCAGCUCUAUUGGAGAAGAGGCUUCGGAGGGAGAAGGAAACUCAGCAGAAAAAGCAACAGCAGGAGCUGGAACAGGAGCAGAAGAAAGAAGCUGAACGAGUGAAAGCAGAGGAGGAGCAAGUUAAGAAGGAUGACGAGAAGGCAAGGAGGGACUACAUCAAGAAUGAAUAUCUAAGGAGGAGGCAGCUCAAACUGAUGGAGGACAUGGAUGAAGUCAUCAAGCCUCGUAGUGGAAGUCUCAAGAAAAAACAGCGGCCUAAAUCCAUCCACAGGGACGUGAUGGAGUCAUCUACUCCUCCUGUCAGAACGACAGGUGUGCGUCCUCGGGGCUUCUCUGUCUCAAGUGUUUCGCUAGCUUCCCUCAAUCUGGCUGACAGCGACAGAGACCAGCCAGAUAACAGGAAAAACAACAGAGGCAGCAAACUAGCUUCUGCCCAUAUCCCGUUUUUUUUAAGCUCCCCCAAAGACAGAAAGGGAAGGCCAGACUCAGCAGAGGGCUUUUCGUCUUGUCCUUCGGCCGGCAGUCGUAAUGGAGAAAAAGACUGGGAGAACGACUCGACCACCUCCUCCACACCCUCCAACACAGAAUACACAGGACCAAAACUGUACAAGGAGCCUAGUGCAAAAUCCAACAAGCACAUCAUCCAAAAUGCCCUAGCUCACUGCUGCCUGGCUGGGAAAGUCAACGAAGGGCAGAAAAACAAGAUACUUGAUGAAAUGGAGAAAUCUGAAGCCAAUAACUUCCUGGUGUUAUUCCGUGACUCUGGGUGUCAGUUCAGGUCUGUCUACACGUAUUGCCCUGAAACCGAAGAGAUCACCAAACUGGCCGGUAUUGGCCCUAAAACCAUUACCACCAAGAUGAUCGAGACUCUUUACAAGUACAACUCGGACAGGAAGCAGUUCAGCAAGAUCCCAGCUAAGACCAUGUCUGCCAGUGUGGAUGCCAUCACCAUUCCCAACCACCUGUGGCAAACUAAAAAGCAGGGGACGCCCAAAAAACAUCCAAAGUAGUGCCAGGUGAUGGGGCAGCAUCUGGAAUUACUCCGUCAAAUCAAACAGCUUGUAGAGGACGAUUCUUUUUUUUUUUUAUUAGACAAACACCAGUUACCAUUCCCUAAAAGUCACAACUGGAAUUUCAAAAUACAUGAUUAACACAUAAAGAUAAUACAAAGCUGGCUAUGACACUACUUCCAUUGGGCACAAGUGUUUUCUUGUCAGCAUGUGUGUCAAUGUUCUCAUGUGCCAAAAAAGAAAAGAUACCAGGUGAGCCGAUGCCUUACCAAGCUUAACUAUAGAAGCACUGAAUGUCACGCCUCUCAGAGGCACUUUGGAUUUCCUUCGUUUAUCUUAUAUAGCCUUAUGCUUGUUCUGUCAUGGAUGCUCUGUGGGUGUUUGUGUCAUUUUGUUCUCUGUACACACAGAUCUGAGAUCAGAUUACCCGAAUGAAGGGUGGACUCUCUGUGAUCAGAAGCAGCAUAUUUGAUGCAACUUCUGCUGCUAAAAAAAGCAUGUUUUUAAUUGUUUUUUGUUUUUUCCUUUUUUACAUGUCACUGACAUCCCUAUAAACAGGUUAUAUUUCAGUAUGUUUGUGUGUGAGUGUGUGCACAUACAGUGAAGUGCCAAACAGUGCGUCAAUUGGAGAAUGCAUUAGUUGAAGGAGUGCGUAAGGAUGUGUCCCAUCAAACGGUUCUGGAAAACACCUGCAAUAUACUUUUUAAUUUAUUUUAUUUUGGUAUAUUUCUGAAGAUAUCUUAAGCUUUAUUUGGAAUCCUCUGAAAUCCAUCGCAUACAUUAGUUACAUGUGUUUGUAUAUAAUGAAGCAAGUCAGCUCUUGGUAGCAUUUAAGUAGCUUUUGUAAUUGAUCACUUUGAUGUUUGCUGGUUUCUCUGGGACCUUUUAUUGUGCUGCAGAUGCAGAUGAGUCCCAUCUCUCAACAGCAUUACUGAAACAACUACCAUGAGAUAUAAAUCUGUGUCAUCAAGAUGUGCAGUGAUUUAAAUGCUAACUUUUGACCAUGCUGCAGAGUAAACAAAUGAUUAAAAAUGUCACAUAGAGGUGUUGUGUGUUCUCUGUGGUCUGGAUUAAGAUUAAUUGUAAAUACAAAGAUGAACUUACUGUACCCACACUAGCUGUUUCAGACUCUCUCCACUACUGUCAUGUUUCAUCCAAGAUCUUUCUGCAUUGUUACUGCCGGUCCUUUUCACUUUACUGUUGCAUUUUUACGUCAGGCAUUCCUUUCAGUAUGUGUUGACUCUGUACAGAUAUAUUUUGACAUAUAAGAAGUAUUUUUUGUAAGGAUAUUUACUAGUCGGAAGUGUGCACUAAUGAAGCAGUACAGUUAUGGAAGGAUAUGUGCUUGAAUGCAAAGUUCUGCUUUUUUUUCAAGUUCUGGAUUCAUUUUGUUUUGAAUCAGGAAAAUAUGAUCAAUAUUUCAUGCAUUUCUGUUCUGUUUGUUUUUAUUUUUGUUUUUAAUUGUUCUUUUCUGUUUUAUUAAAAAGCCAGCUCUUAACAG
Cyprinodon variegatus (sheepshead minnow) is the source of this 6476-nucleotide messenger RNA. RefSeq names its product calmodulin-regulated spectrin-associated protein 2-like (gene camsap2b). Gene Ontology annotation, cellular component: microtubule minus-end. Lineage: Eukaryota; Metazoa; Chordata; Actinopteri; Cyprinodontiformes; Cyprinodontidae. The transcript is spliced from 23 exons. Gene Ontology annotation, molecular function: spectrin binding; microtubule minus-end binding; calmodulin binding. Gene Ontology annotation, biological process: neuron projection development; cytoplasmic microtubule organization; negative regulation of microtubule depolymerization. The record is from RefSeq and is a predicted model, not a curated record. Bases 443 to 4975 code for a protein of 1510 amino acids.